Molecule: messenger RNA, 966 nt
Organism: Alosa alosa (allis shad)
Lineage: Eukaryota; Metazoa; Chordata; Actinopteri; Clupeiformes; Clupeidae
Gene: tmem253
Exons: 7
Coding region: 168-872 (234 amino acids)
Cellular component (GO): membrane
Source: RefSeq, a predicted model, not a curated record
UCAGACUCAGAGUAAGACUCCUGGCUGAACUUCGACCCCAGAGGAGUUUGUCGCAUGAAGACGGAAGAGUGGGACACGAGAAAGAAUUUUUAGAUCAGUGUCGGUCUGUUCUUGUUUGUUAUGUUAUAGAGGUUUCGGGGAUUAUUGAUUAUUCUCCAUGGCUCUUAAUGAGGAGUGAGACAGUUACUAAGAAUCUGCAUGUGGAUCUACAGUUAACAGACACAAAGAUGAGCCAGAACAUGUUUCAGGAAGGCCUGUAUCAGGUGUUCUUUAAGGAACAGCCACGCCCCAAGCCCCGCACCCGCUCCCUGCUGACAAGCUCCAAUCAGACUGAGGUGAAGGAGAUACGAUUGGCCCGCUGGUUUGGAGCCAUAGUUAAUGUCCGCCUACUCAUAACUGGGGUGGUGCAGCUGCUUGGCGCGGUGGCCUGCAUCCUCUCCACCAUAUCCCUCUCCUGCCUCAGUUUCAACUGCUCCAUCACCAUGACCACGCCACUGUGGGCCAGCCUGUUUUACAUUUUCUGCGGUUGUCUUGCCAUUGAAAUGCAGCGGAAACCAACAAAAAUAAAAGCCAUGAUUCUGAUGGGCCUCACUGUUCUCUGCUUCCUACUGGGACUAGUGGCUCUCCUCACCUUCACACUCAAACACACCAAACCAGCCACUGUUCAGCAGCGUGCUGGCUUGUAUGUGCUGAAGGGCAGCUCCAUCCUCUUCAUGCUCCUGUGUCUGUUGGCCUCGCUGUACACAUUCUUAGUGACAUGGAGGGGUCUGCAGCGCUACAGCGCCUCCUACAGACAGGACUACACCAGUGUACUACAGGAACCCGAUGACCCCACGGGCCCACUCUUGGACAGAGAUGAAUUCAGUCUGUAGAGAAGAAAUUUACCCAUUUUGCUGUGUGUGUGUGUGUGUGUGUGUGUGUGGGUGUAUGUGUUUGUUUGUGUAUGCGUGUGUGUGUGUGUGUGUA